AUGACAAAACCCUCGGCGUUUAUUUGGUUCGAGAUGUACAUUUUCAUAACACUCGCACAUUCGCAAGGAACGAGAGAUGAUCUGGUGAGACUUAGGAAUGUGCUGUUCAGGAACUACACCAAGGACUUCCGGCCGGUGUAUAACUUAAGUGAUUCAGUACAUGUAUCAGUUGAUAUGCUCAUGAUAUCUAUCUUAGACCUAGAUGAAGUCACUGGGACAUUCACGCUUAACUGUGGUCUAAGGAUAACAUGGACAGAUGAUCAGCUUGUUUGGAAUCAAAGUGACUUCGCUGGCAUCACUUCAUUUGUGUUCAAUUCGUCAAAAAUUUGGACACCCAGAAUUUAUAUAACUUCAUCGGCUGACGAUUUAUCUGAUAUCUCCUUUGACGCCUUUGAUGUUCGAGUAUAUUACAAUGGCACGGUAACGUGUGCACCAGGUCGACAUUUGAGGGCGAGCUGCCUCUUCGACAUGACCAACUUUCCGUUAGAUUCGCAGUUAUGUACACUGCAAGUAACCCCGUGGACUUUCACAGCAUUUGAAAUGAUACUUAUCAUUGAAAACCAAGAAAUUAACUUGGAUUACUAUAAACCUAACGGAGAAUGGGACAUAGACUGGACAUCUGUGACAAACUACACAUAUUACGGUCCAUCUCAUUCCGUAAUAGAUUUUUCUGUUCACCUGACAAGACGUUCAGCAUACUUCUUGGUAUCCAUGGCUUCACCCAUCCUGCUCCUGUGCUUCCUGAACCCAUUCGUAUUCCUUCUUCCGGCCUGCUCAGGGGAAAGAAUUUCCUACACAAUUACCAUCUUCCUGUCGAUGGCAGUGUAUAUGACGCUUAUCGGGGAAAACAUGCCGAAGACUUCAGAUCCAAUGGCGGGAAUUUCGUAUUUUUUGCUUGUUGCGAUGUUGUAUAGCUGUCUGCUAAUCGUUUUAACAAUAUUCACGUUACGAUGUGAUACUGUAUCCAAUACCGAUACUCAGAAGUUCCCUAGAUGGGUAUUAUGGUUAGCCUCCAGGCAAAAGCCAAGCAGAUCAGUCCCCCAAAAUAAAGUAGACGUUGGGAAAGAAAUAAGUGUUGUCCUUACAAAUGAGUAUGACAAAAAAUCGGACACUUUAACUCAACAUCAGGAAAUGGAAACCGUUCCAAGUGCAAAAGAUGUAAUGACCUUCAUUGAUAAAGCUCUGUUUUGGAUUACGCUUUUCAUGAUGGUUGUUAUAUGUUCUGUAUUUUGGAUUUGUUUGUGGGUUUAA
Molecule: messenger RNA, 1251 nt
Organism: Ylistrum balloti
Lineage: Eukaryota; Metazoa; Mollusca; Bivalvia; Pectinida; Pectinidae
Product: acetylcholine receptor subunit alpha-like
Exons: 1
Coding region: 1-1251 (416 amino acids)
Biological process (GO): signal transduction; monoatomic ion transmembrane transport; chemical synaptic transmission
Cellular component (GO): neuron projection; synapse; membrane
Molecular function (GO): extracellular ligand-gated monoatomic ion channel activity; transmembrane signaling receptor activity; neurotransmitter receptor activity
Source: RefSeq, a predicted model, not a curated record